AUGGAUAACGCAUCUGUAGAGACCUCGUAUACCGCGGACUGGAGUCCAAAUGAACAACCACAGGUACUCGAUGUCGGGUUGACCCUCAAUGCUAUACUAAAGAUCAUCUUCUACAUUGUCGUGAUGAUUGUCGGGAUUUUGGGGAACAGUCUCAUUCUACGCGUGUUUUGGCCCAAAAAUAAUAAGACAAGCACCCAAGUCCUAAUCACGGGACUGGCCGGGAUGGACCUCACCGUCUGCCUAAUGAGAGUCUACAACCUUACUGUCUAUAUAUUUGUUCUAAAAAACAAGAAGACACCUCCGGCGCUAGGCUACCUAGGAGCCAUAGCCUUGGUGAAUGUGUUUGCCUCUUCUGUGUUGACCGGCUUGAUUGCAGUGGACCGGUAUGACUGCGUAUGUCGGCCGAACAACCGUUUGCUAAAUAGCUUCAGAGCCAAGAUGAUGAUUCUCAGUGCGUACGCUGGGGCGAUGCUCUUUGCUAGUCCGCGUAUACUAGAGGUUAUCUGGCUCCCAGCCACAAGAGCGCUACAAAAAACUUUUCUUACGUUUCAGUUUGUAUUGUAUGUCUUGGUGCUGGGUGUCAUUUGCGUUUGCUACGGGCGGGUCUACAUGGCCAUACGAAAGCAUGUGAAAGUAAAUGCUCUAAGUAAGCAUCGUACUAAUACAAAACAUGAGUUGUCGGCCACUUCAAGAGUGUCUUCCUCUCAAUACGAUGAUACCAUACAGGAACCUAUACCAGCCAUCGCAGGCAAGGUACCACUCUCAGUGCCCUUCCGCAGUGAUGGUGAUCAACCGUCCACACCUAGACGACCAGAGAACACCGAAACGAGCGGCAAACCAGCAGGCGUCGCCAACGAGUCCCUCCACCGAAACGACCAGGCUGCUACUACUCAAGGUAACGUUAAUUCAGCCAAAACUAACCGCCCACCUGGGAACGUAAAACCAAACAAACCAAAGAAGGGCAAAAAUGAAAGUGUUUCACUUCAACGUAAGACCACUAGAAUGAUGUUCGGGACCAGUGUUGUACUCCUGGUGACAUGGUUCCCGUACUGGCUGUAUGUAGCCUUACUUUUAUCCAAAAUUAAUGGCAGUCCAAUACCUUACCAUGUCUUGGAUGUUGUGCGAUACACCACUAUCUCUGUGUACGUCAAUAACAUUUUGAAUCCGUUAAUCUAUGGUGUUGCGAACAGACGAUUUCGCAAGGACUGCCCUUCAAGCAUUGAAGACGAUGAGAACAUGUUAAUGGCGGUGUAG
This is a messenger RNA of Asterias rubens (European starfish), 1254 nucleotides long. RefSeq names its product tyramine receptor Ser-2-like. The record is from RefSeq and is a predicted model, not a curated record. Bases 1 to 1254 code for a protein of 417 amino acids. Gene Ontology annotation, molecular function: G protein-coupled peptide receptor activity. Gene Ontology annotation, biological process: neuropeptide signaling pathway. Lineage: Eukaryota; Metazoa; Echinodermata; Asteroidea; Forcipulatida; Asteriidae. The transcript has a single exon. Gene Ontology annotation, cellular component: membrane.